Messenger RNA from Rangifer tarandus platyrhynchus (Svalbard reindeer), 1128 nucleotides. NCBI's taxonomy places the organism in Eukaryota, Metazoa, Chordata, Mammalia, Artiodactyla, Cervidae. The record is from the annotation of a GenBank genome assembly.
AUGGACCCGAUUCAUAUCAGCAUGGCCAGCGCACCCCUGGUGAAGCACACCGCUGGUGCUGGCCUCAAGGCCAACAGACCCCGAGUCAUGUCCAAGAGCGGGCACAGCAACGUGAGAAUUGACAAAGUGGACGGCAUAUACUUGCUCUACCUCCAAGACUUGUGGACCACCGUCAUUGACAUGAAGUGGAGAUACAAGCUCACCCUGUUUGCUGCCACGUUCGUGAUGACCUGGUUUCUGUUCGGGGUGAUCUACUACGCCAUUGCCUUUAUCCACGGGGACCUGGAGCCCAAUGAGCCCCCUUCCAAUCACACUCCAUGCAUCAUGAGAGUGGACUCCCUCACCGGGGCAUUCCUGUUUUCUCUGGAAUCCCAGACGACCAUCGGCUACGGAGUCCGUUCCAUCACCGAGGAAUGCCCUCACGCCAUCUUCCUCUUGGUGGCCCAGCUGGUCAUCACCACCUUGAUUGAGAUCUUCAUCACGGGCACCUUCCUGGCCAAAAUCGCCAGACCCAAAAAGCGGGCGGAGACCAUCAAGUUCAGCCACUGCGCCGUCAUCACCAAGCAGAACGGGAAGCUGUGCUUGGUGAUCCAGGUGGCCAACAUGAGGAAGAGUCUUCUGAUCCAGUGCCAGCUCUCGGGGAAGCUCCUGCAGACCCACGUCACCAAGGAGGGCGAGCAGAUCCUCCUGAACCAGGCCACCGUCAAGUUCCACGUGGACUCCUCUUCGGAGAGCCCCUUCCUCAUCCUGCCCAUGACGUUCUACCAUGUGCUGGACGAGACGAGCCCCCUGCGGGAUCUCACCCCCCAGAACCUGAAGGAGAAGGAGUUUGAGCUGGUGGUCCUCCUCAACGCCACCGUGGAGUCCACCAGUGCUGUCUGCCAGAGCCGCACAUCUUACAUCCCAGAGGAGAUCUACUGGGGCUUCGAGUUUGUGCCUGUCGUUUCUCUCUCGAAAACCGGCAAGUACGUGGCUGACUUCAGUCAGUUUGAACAGAUCCGGAAGAGCCCGGAUUGUACCUUUUACUGCGCGGAUGCUGAGAAGCAGAAACUCGAAGAGAAGUACAGACAGGAGGAUCAGAGGGAAAGAGAGCUGAGAACGCUUUUGCUGCAGCAGAGCAAUGUCUGA